AUUGUAGUAGUUUUGUUAUAGCUCCACGAUGAGGGUCAGUAUAAGUGAGCGGGUUAGUAUGUGUGAACCAAACACUCCCGAACCAUCAUCCUUCCAAAAGUUGUGUACAUUUGUGUUGAUAAACUUGUCCCUGUUUGUGUCCUAUGCUCUUUAUACCUUACCCGGAGCCUUCCUCCCCAUCUACAACAUGGACAGAGGCAUUGGAGCUGCCAGCACUGGAAUUAUUCUGGCAUGUGUACCUCUGUGUUACAUCAUAGUGUGUCCUAUUGCUGGCAAACUUCUGGACAAAUACAGUGCUAAAACUAUGCUCCUCAUAUCAACAGGUAUGUUAGCGGUGGUGACGUUUCUCAGUGCUGCCCUAGGUCACGUGACAUCUAACACGUGGUUUAUUUGUCUUAUAGUCCUCCUUAGACUCAUUCAGGGAGCCAAUGGUGGAGUAAUAGACGUGAUAGCAUUUGCUAUAACUGCGAAGAUCUACCCUAACAACAUAGCACUCACCACAUCUAUCAUAGAAACCUCCCUCAAUCUGGCUGUUGCUUUUUCUCCUUUCCUUGGAGGAGUUUUCUACGAGGCAGGGGGUUUUUACCUGUCUUUCGUCGUGACAGCAUGUGCAGUAACUGUGGUUCUGAUCGGAACCUUCUUUGGGGUUACUAAUGUGGAUACUACAAAGGAUGAGGAUGGGGGGAACCUGUUUAGUGUACUGAAGGAAGUGACAGUUUGGUUCCCAGCCUGGCACUCAGCGGCUUGUAUGAUCCUAUUUAACUUUUAUAUUCCGAUCCUCUCUCCUUACGUACAGGAAACGUUUAACGCAGGACCCACAUUUGCUGGCUUUGCUCUCCUAAUCAACACCGCUGGUAUCUGCAUCACAGCCCCCGUCCUAGGCCACCUUAUGGACAAACUCAACCCCUACGUCUUCAUGGCUGCUUCUGCAUUCCUUCUCCCUGUUUCCUAUUGGUUCCUAGGUCCCGCUCCUUUUAUGGCCGGUGUAUUAACGGCAUCCAAAACACAAUUACUUGUAGCUCUGGGUGUUAUUGGUGUUUUGGUUCCCCUCGGAUGUUAUCCUGGACUUCUCAUAAUGUUCGACAUAUACACGGUUAAGUUUGGGAAAAUGCCUCAAGCUGUGAAGAACUACAUCACCUCUAUUUACUGCGCUUCCUUCCCUCUGGGAGGCUGCAUUGGAUCUGCUAUGUCCGGAGUUAUAGCAGAGAGAUUGAGUUUUGGUCUCUCAACCACCUACAUAUCCUUUGCAUUCCUCGUCCAGACAGUCCUGGUGAUCUGGUGGUGUAUAGUUGUGUGGAGAGUGAAGAGAGAAGCUAAGAGAGCUAAACUCAGCUUCUCUGAAUCCAAUCCUCUUAUAGACAACGGCGAAGUACGAAAUUACGGUAACUGAUGUGUUACAGAUCUGUGUGUGUUACAGAACUGUGUGUGUUACAGAACUAUGUUACAGAACUGUGUGUGUUGAUAGUAUGAAACGAAAAUUGCAAUUUAUUAUUAUCUUUUGCAC
Molecule: messenger RNA, 1504 nt
Organism: Bolinopsis microptera
Lineage: Eukaryota; Metazoa; Ctenophora; Tentaculata; Lobata; Bolinopsidae
Product: MFS-type transporter SLC18B1-like
Exons: 11
Coding region: 29-1390 (453 amino acids)
Biological process (GO): transmembrane transport
Molecular function (GO): transmembrane transporter activity
Source: RefSeq, a predicted model, not a curated record